This is a messenger RNA of Penicilliopsis zonata CBS 506.65, 3412 nucleotides long. RefSeq lists its product as hypothetical. The transcript has 2 exons. NCBI's taxonomy places the organism in Eukaryota, Fungi, Ascomycota, Eurotiomycetes, Eurotiales, Aspergillaceae. The coding region runs from base 90 to 3299 and encodes 1069 amino acids. The record is from RefSeq and is a predicted model, not a curated record.
AUACAAUCAAUCUACCUUACCCCUAUAACUUUUUUUUCUAAACUUAAGUUUACCUUUUUCAAUUCUUCUUCUCUUUGGACGAAUACAGAAUGGCCCCCAGAGCUCCGAAGCAGAAGGCUCCAAAGGCCGCAAAGGCGCCUGAGACCGGCAGAAGAACUAGGGUUCGGCAUCGGUGUAUCGAACUGUGUAAUACUCAGAACCGACAUCUCCCUCCACAGCCUGGGACGUUAUGGAGUCUGAGCAGUUGGCCGGAUCCACCGCCCCUGGCUGAAGAUGAGAAAUUCAUGGGGCAAGACGAGAGAAGCAUCGUGUUGAGUCACGAGUGGAACAAAUCCAAGAUGAUCGCUCUUCUGGAACAUCACUCAUGGGGCAUCGACACCGGGAUAGACCCUCAGUCGGCUUCAAAGAAACAAAUCUUCCUCACACUAUACGCCAUUUGGUACAACACGGAGCCACGAUUCCGGGCUUUCCAGAACGAUGUCAAAGGGUUUCUUGACGCGUCGAAGGAUGCUGGACCUCGCUUGCUUAAAGGGCCCAACAAGAACGGCGCCUGGGCCCAUCCUAUUAGCAGGUACUAUCCUAGCCUGCCGACGGUCAACGAAGCGUGGGCUCCCAAUUACACCAGACCUCGGGCUCAUCCCAACUUUCCAGAUUCAAUACCAUCCCAUUUCUCUGAUUCAUGGAUGGAGCGUUUGACGCUUGGGAAUGCAGGUGGGCCUAUGGAUGGCUACGCAGAGGACCCCAGAUAUAAUCCGCCGACAGAUAUGACCAACAAUGUUGCUGACGACUCUCAGCCAGCAAACCAGCCAGCGACCCAGCCAGCGACCCAACUAGCGACAACACAAGCCCAACCAGGGACUCAGACAACCACGAUUGAGCAGGAUUUUGCAGACAUGGUGGCGUUGAUAUCGACAGCGCUUGAAAAGGCAUUUACAGAGCUUGCAUACAAGGGCUUGGAACGACAUCCGCGAGCUUAUCCCUUAGAGAUGGUUCCGUAUGAAGGCCUGAAAAUGACCGAUCCUGCGCCCUACGCAUUCAUCCAGACUGGCGCCGCGAAAAUCUCUCAUUUCGAUGUUGAUGGUAUUGAAUUCCCCACGAACGGUCGAGGCCCUAUGUGGGCCAACCAGUCGUGCGCCAUCGACUGCUGCAUUGUGGCCAGCAAACUCCUGGAUGCCGGCUGCACGGUGAUUGACCGUGGUGCCAACGAGAACUGGUUGGACAAUUUGAGCGACACUCAACGCUCGUUUCUGAAAGUGGUCAACGAGUAUAACUGGGAGAUCGUCUCGCCGGCCCAGAGCAUGGAAGUACGGGACAGGUUCUGGAAGAACAAGCUGGCGAGACACGGGUACCCCUUUGGCCACCAACUCUCGGCUGCAUCGCUUUGGACGAUGCUAACGCAGGGCUUUGGCCAGUUUGAGAUUCAACGCCAGAGCAUCACCUUCCCAUGCUCGUGUCACCAAGGAGCCGCGAUGACCAAGACCGACGAAAUGGCGUACACCGUGACGCCUGCCAAAAUCAACGUGACCGAGUCGAUAUCGCAGCUGUUGCAAGACGCAUUCCCCCUGGGCCAGAUAGCGGGCUCGGGCGAGCUCAAGGCCAAAGCCACCAUCUGCCGACAAUGUCAUCAGAAAACAAAGCACGGGAGAGUGGUCAGAGUCCGGCAGAUGCCUAUGCGGCUGGCUGUGGAGCUCAACCCCGGCGUCCGAGUCACGGCACAUACCUCGCAGAUAGUCAAGUUCAAGUACCGGGACUGGAACAAUAGGGAGGUAGAGGCGAAGUACCGCUGGCUGGGUGGGAUCUACUACCAGGAGGGUCACUUCCGGGUGUACUGGAACCAGGACAAACGAGGCGAGAAGAGCGGGUGUAUCCAGAUGUACGACGAUAUGCAGAACCAAGCGUUUAUCCUGGGCGGCUUCCCCUCGAGCGAUCCAGACGAAAGGGUACGGCAGGACUGGGUGAGCGAGACGCCGCCCAUGCUGUUCUACGAACGAGUCUUCACUCCCAGCGUGCAUGAGUUCUACAUGGCGACCAUCUCUCUGAGCAAGCUCCAAAAUCGCUUGGGGGUUCUACACCAGGCUCCACAGUUCCGAGAGAUGGUCCUGCGCACGAAGCGGCUGAUGGCCUUGCAGCGGCCUCCCCUCAAGACUGAGAUUAAAGCCUCGAUGAACUCAGGCAACUACCGCAAGAGAUUUGUACUUGUGAACAAUUACGAGGAAGAUAAUACUGCGCUCGACAAAGCGGAAGAAUUGUCAUAUUCAGACUACCCUCUUCCAAUGCAACCUCUUGCCAACGAUUCCCCCGUGCUGGCUUUUGACGAAGAUCCGCCAAUGCAGACUUUUGACGACGACAUGCCUCUCGACCCGGUUCUUGUGCAGGCGACACAAGAUCAGAUACACGCCCAAGAACAGGCUCUGGCUCAAGCAUAUGCCCACGCCCAAGCCCAGGCUCAAAUGGCUUUGCAGCACCCUUCAGCGCCUGCAGGUUACAUGCCCGCCCAGCCGUACCAGUCCUACCUGGAUACUUUAGGCUAUCAGUCAAACCCGGAAUACCCACAAGCACCGAUGGGGUAUCAGCCUGCACAACAACCCCAGGCUUACGCGGAUCCAACAGGCAUGCAGCAGGGUCAAGGCUAUAUGCAGACCAUCGACCCGCAGGCAGUUCAAUAUGACCAGGACAUGGACCUGGACGAAUCCAUUCGAUCCAACAAUCAAGGGAUAAUUUACCAGCCCAACGACGAGAUGGAUGAAGAUGCGAAGAUCCUGCAUCUCCUCGGUGGUCUCAUGGGCGGAGCUCCAUCAAGAAGGACCAGCAAGGGGUCCGGUGCCUCUGUUUCUUCGCGGCGGACGAUCAUUCACAUCGAGGGCCCCGCGAACGAGGAAGUGAUCACGUUCAUUCGCGAGUCCUUGCAAAGGAGGAAAGAUUCCAAGCCCAGACGUAUCGUCGAGGAAAUAUCGGACGACGGACCGAGCGAGAAAGCAGCCAAGUUCAUCCAAGACUCUGUACACAGGGCAGAUGAGGAUGAGAAGCACACCACCGUCACGGAGAUUGAGCUGACGCGUUUGACCAGCAGCGGCGGCAGGAAGAGCCCCAAACGGAAACGCUCCGACGUGGACUCGGGCCACGAUGAUAGCAAAAAGGACAGCGACAACAAGGGCGACGACGACGACGACGACGAUGACAAAGUAUCAGUCAAGAAGAAAGCCCGGUUAGAUAGAGACAGGCGUGAAAGCGUGGACUCGUUCAUUUAUACGUGUCGAUCUGUGUUCGCUCGACUGACGCGGACACGAGGUAACGAGUAAACAUAGUGGAAUAUCUGCAGGAGAUGGAGGGGGUUUUGUUUUAUUAUAGACUUGUUCUUGGUAUUUUGAUCCUCUAUAGACAUAGAUCUUUAAUGCAUUGAUUAGUAGCUAAC